AUGGUGCGCUGUUCAGAAAGCGGAUUUCUCCUAUUCAUGGAGGAUAUGAAGCAAAUGGCUGAGAAAUUUGAGAGUGAGUUCGAUGCCUUUGUAAAACGCUAUGAGCAAUACAUUGAACUCUCUGAAAAGAUAAAGGCGGACCAAAACGCUUGCAAACGCGACAUCAAGCACUACAAGAUGUACAUCAAGAUGCUUCGAUCUAAGUUGUCUCGACUUGAGUCAUCCCCUAAUAUACAUGAUCAAGUGGAGUUAGCCGUGAUGAAGAACAGUUUCGAAGACAAGGCUCACAUUCUCCGAGAUAUGGAAGACUGCCUUCCCAAACAAAAUGGACUGUAUUUGAGAAUCAUUCUUGGAACAGUGGACGUUUCCUUCACUAGUAAACAGGAUAAAUUUGAGUAUAAAAACAACUACGAGAAUUUCAAGAUCACCGUCUCUGCCAUCAUUAGCAUCUACGCUCUCUUCCUUUACUUCUUCAAUCAAUACAGUUUAUUGGAUUCAAUAAUCCACCUUCUCAUUGUUUGGUAUUACUGCACUUUGACUAUCCGUGAACGGAUCCUUAUGCAAAAUGGGUCUCGUAUUAAGGGUUGGUGGGCCAUGUAUCACUUUAUCCUCACUGCUGAGGCGGCUGUCAUGCUUAUCUGGCCAUCGUCACGCUCCUACUCGGAGUUCCGCGACCAGUUCAUGCUAUACGUCUUUUAUAUACUCAUUGUUCAGUGUAUGCAAUAUUAUUAUCAAGUAGGCUGUCUAUACAAGUUGAGAGCUCUUGGUGAAAGACCCUCCAUGGAUAUAACAGUCGGUGGGUUUGCUUUUUCUAUCCACUGGAGCUAUAUCUUGAUUUCUAGUCAUGAAAAGCCAGCUGCAAUCAUUGUUCUUUCGUGUCAUGGCUAUAUGUCAUGGAUGUCGAGCAGGUUGUCAUUCGUACUCGUCUUCUUGCUCAGUGCGUACGCUUUCCAGAUCCACAAUGCCUAUGUUCUCUAUCGCAUCUCACGGGCACCUUAUUGUCAAGAGUGGCAGCCAGCAGUCGUUGGACUAAUCUACGCCUUUGUUGCCACUGGCAACCUUCUCACCACCCUCAUGGUUGUGAAACAGAAGUUGGCCCUUCUGAAUCCUCGCAAGCGCGGCUAUCUGAGUAAAAAGUACAGCACCAGUUUUCAUUUGGAGUCAAAAGGAGUAGUGCCAGACUCUCAGAAGGAGAAGUAG
This is a messenger RNA of Echinococcus granulosus, 1200 nucleotides long. Its product is annotated as Transmembrane protein. Gene Ontology annotation, cellular component: membrane. The coding region runs from base 1 to 1200 and encodes 399 amino acids. The record is from RefSeq and is a predicted model, not a curated record. The transcript has 9 exons. NCBI's taxonomy places the organism in Eukaryota, Metazoa, Platyhelminthes, Cestoda, Cyclophyllidea, Taeniidae.